AUGGUGUCGGUGGGUCGGUGCUCUCGAAGUCCCUUCACGAAUCAUGAGUGGAUGCGUGUCAUUUUUUCUUGGGAUAGUGACAAUAAGCGUGGCUUGGAUAUACUCAGAGUAUCUGGAGCACCGGAAAAAUUCCUCAUCCAAACCGAUCGUAAAUUUCCCCGUCAAAAUAUUGUACAUUUCAGUGGCAGAAAUCCUGAUAUAAAUUUGGUCGAGUUGGGAAAGGAGACAGUCAAAGAAGAUGACAGAGCUGUUCUAUUGGAAGGAGGUGCUCUUCAGUCGGCAUCUCCUAAAGUUAGAAAUUCAUCUGCAACAUCACACAUUGUCAGGUUCCUUACGUUGGACGAGUCAUUCCUACUUGAGAAUCGGUUGACUUUGAGGGCCAUAUCAGAAUUUGGUGCCCUUUUGAUCUACUUCUACAUAUGUGAUCGCACAAAUCUUCUUGGUGAAUCGAAAAAGAGUUACAAUCGGGAUCUCUUUUUGUUUCUAUACUUCCUUCUCAUCAUAGUUUCGGCAAUUACUUCUUUCAAGAUACAUAAUGACAAGUCGCCAUUCUCUGGGAAGACGAUAAUGUAUUUAAAUAGGCAUCAAACUGAGGAGUGGAAAGGAUGGAUGCAGGUCUUAUUUCUUAUGUAUCAUUACUUUGCUGCAACCGAAAUCUAUAAUGCCAUUCGAGUUUUUAUUGCUGCAUAUGUGUGGAUGACUGGCUUUGGAAACUUCUCAUAUUAUUACAUCCGCAAGGAUUUCAGCCUUGCUAGGUUUAUUCAGAUGAUGUGGCGGCUUAAUUUCUUGGUGUUUUUUUGCUGCGUUGUGCUUAAUAACAGUUACAUGUUAUACUACAUAUGCCCCAUGCACACGCUUUUCACUCUCAUGGUUUACGGGGCCCUUGGCAUUUACAACAAGUACAACGAGCAGGGGGCUGUCAUUGCUGGCAAAAUCAUAGCCUGCUUCUUGGUGGUCAUUUUGAUUUGGGAGGUGCCUGGGAUGUUUGAACUGUUGUGGAGUCCAUUCUCUUUCUUGCUUGGCUAUGCAGAUCCUUCAAAAGCAAAACAGCCCCCCUUGCAUGAGUGGCAUUUCCGCUCAGGCCUUGAUCGAUACAUAUGGAUAAUUGGGAUGAUAUAUGCGUACUAUCAUCCAACGGUAGAGAGAUGGAUGGAGAAACUGGAGGAAGCUGAACCAAAACGUAGGAUAUCAAUCAAAAUGAUUGUUGUGAUAAUUUCAUUAACGAUUGGAUAUCUAUGGCUGGAGUAUAUAUACAAGCUUCCAAAAAUUACAUACAAUAAAUAUCAUCCUUAUACAUCAUGGAUUCCCAUUACUGUAUACAUAAGCUUGCGAAAUGUCACCCAGCAUUUCCGUAGCUACACGUUGACACUUUUUGCAUGGCUUGGAAAGAUCACUUUGGAAACUUAUAUCUCGCAGAUCCACAUAUGGUUAAGGUCUGGUGUGCCAGAUGGUCAGCCCAAACUGUUACUUUCUUUGAUUCCGAAUUACCCUUUGUUAAACUUCAUGCUCACUACGUCAAUAUAUGUCGCGGUGUCUUACCGCCUUUUUGAACUUACAAAUAAGUUAAAAUCCACAUUUUUGCCAACAAAAGACAAUAAACGCCUUGGCCACAACUUGGUCGCUGCAGUGGUGAUAGCAAGCAUUUUAUACACAUUAUCUUUUGUCCUAUUAAGAGUACCUCAAAUGCUAGUGUGAAAAUUCGAUGUGUAGAGGAAAGGACAAGACCUCCAUGAAGCAUCGUGGAAGAUGGAUCAUCAAAUUGAGCUAAGUUACGAACUGUGGAUUGGUUACAAUAAUAGCAUAGAAAUUUGUAUAGAAAACGUCUCGUAAUUAAAUUUGAUCUUUUUCACUUAAUAUGUCAUCGACUAUUGGAUCACGAGCAUGAUCGAGGAGUGUUUGUUCACUAUUUUUAUACCAGUUUAGUGAUUGUUGUUCAUUAAUUUUAUACCCUUAUAUUCAAGAGGUUACUUGUUCUUUCGAAA
Messenger RNA from Olea europaea var. sylvestris, 1982 nucleotides. Its product is annotated as protein REDUCED WALL ACETYLATION 2-like. The transcript is spliced from 16 exons. Lineage: Eukaryota; Viridiplantae; Streptophyta; Magnoliopsida; Lamiales; Oleaceae. Gene Ontology annotation, cellular component: Golgi apparatus. Gene Ontology annotation, molecular function: acetyltransferase activity. Gene Ontology annotation, biological process: xylan biosynthetic process; xyloglucan metabolic process; plant-type secondary cell wall biogenesis. The record is from RefSeq and is a predicted model, not a curated record. The coding region runs from base 1 to 1695 and encodes 564 amino acids.